GCUUAGUACACCUUGGCUCUUGCGGCUCCUCCUGGCCAGCCUUAUCCUUACUCCAUGGCUCCGCGUUUUACCGUUGAUAAGUAAUGAGGGAAGUCGACGCGAAUUAGAUACAUGGUUCGUGUCUGUCCGCGCUAUAGGUUCUAGGGACAGCUGAAGCAUUCAGAGAGCGUACUACUCCUAGUAGGUGAAGCACAACAGCCUGUGAGUGUCCGGUACUUUGGAGUACAGAGGACCUUACAUAUCUGCCCAUCUUGGAUCAACAAGACAACACGGCUGAAAGGACACACGAUUCCCAGCGGCAGCGUUGCCACCAUGUUAUACCGUCGACCUGCAGGCUGCAUCCCGUUUCUGAAAUCUCCUGAGAAUCCCUGGAAGAAGACCGUACUGCCGUGAGGCUGCCUGUACAGAAUCGUCAAAUUUCUCGUUAUUCUUUCAAAGAGACUUCGCGCUAUUCUUUUUGGUUGCUAGGAAGCCCAGUUUGACAUCCCGUAGGCACUACUGGCUUCACGCCUUUUUGAAGGGACUAGCCUCACAUUCUGCUUUUGAGUCGACUCAAAAACUAGGCUCACAUUCUUGGGAGCUUCACCGCUAUUUUGUCUCGUUGGCCCACUCGCCGCGUGGCUCGGUCCAUCCUGAGUCGCCUACUGGAUCGGUUCUUAGAGACCAGUCGGAGUCUGAGAAUCCUCUGUAAUCAAAAUCUGCUCGGAGCUCUCAGUAACCGCCAUGCUGCCUCGUUGGGCCACUCGCCGCUUGGCGCGCUUCAUCCUGGGCCGUCUAGUGGGUCGGUUCCUGGAGACCAAUCUGAGCCACGAGCAGAUCGAGGUUCAUCUGGGGUCGGCGUCUAUCCACCUCUCGGAUCUCCGCCUCAACACAGAAUAUCUCAACUCCCUGAUUGAAAACAAUGGGAAGGAAACCUCAGGAACAACAGCAGCAUCAGCACCAAGAGUCGUCUCUGGAAUUUCCCAGAAUAAGCCCAAGCAGGCGCUCCCAACCAUCCGCUUCGUUUCAGGGCGCGUGGGCAAGCUAUCUGCGUCCCUCCCUAUAGUCACACUCACCUCAUUAGACCAGCCGUGUACAGUGCACCUGGAUGGGAUCACCCUGGUAGCGGUGCACAUUGUGCUUGACGACAGGACUUCCAGGCUAAAUCUAGCAAGUGCAGGGGCUUGUAAUGGAGGUGACUGUAACGGGGAUAGGUUUGGUGCAGACGCCUGGAGGGAUUCUAAGGGAGUUGUUUUUCGUUUGGAAGAGUUGGCCUAUGCGUCUAGCAUGUAUGCAAGUGUACUGGGCGGGCAGCAGUCUUUUUUUCUGGAUGCUACUGAAGAAGGCAGUAACGAGGAUGCAGGCUCCUCCAUGUUCCAGUCUGCUAUGGGGUCUGCUAGUAACGAGGAUAGUUCACUCAUGUUUCAGUCAGCUUCCAGAGGAUUUAGGGAGUCGGAUUCAUUUCAAGACGCUCAUGGUGAGCUGGCACAAUCUCAGUACUCACGUGCAGACAUGUCACAGCGUGCAGCCACAGCUGGCUCAUCACCUGCCACGUGUCUGCACCUGAAGCUUCAGACGUGCAGCCAUCAGGCGGAGGUGGUUGUGAUUGGCGGAUCAGCAGGCGCAGCAGAAGGCAACAGGGAAAGUCAGGGAGAGAGGGAGACAGGGACCAUUGGAGAGGGGACGGGACGUGGGCGGGAGAAGAGUUGUUGUGUGGGGUGUGGCAGGAACAGCCCAGCGUGGGCCCAUAACCCUCUCAACUCUCCGUGCACAGAUGGUUUGAGAGGGACCGUUCCAGAGAGCGAGCGCGGAGCGCUGGGAGGAGUCAGUGGGCGGGUGAGAGUAAAGCUAGGGUUGCACGGGGACAGAGGAGAGAUUAGGAGGGUGAGGGACGAUGGGGAUGAGAGGGAAGAGGCAGCAGCAUCAGCAGCAGCAGCGGCGGCGGCGGCGGCGGUGGCAGCACGAACGACAGCAAUAUGGGCACCACCAGCAGCGUUACCAGCAGCGCCGUCAUUGGUAGAGAAUUUUGUAGAGGACUGGCUGGAGCAGAGAUUGGCGCAGAGAAGACAGGUGAAGGAGGAGAGGCGGAGAGGCAAGCAGGAGGAGGCAAGCAUGACAGCUGAUAUGGAGGCAAGCAUGAGUGAGUUCUUCGACUGCCUUGACACGGCUAUCUUCCUCUCCUCCUCCCUCUCCGCCUCACUCCAUCCGUCCACCACUCCCUCCGACCCUACACCCGCACCCACCGCCUCUCUCUCCCACAACACCACUCCUCCUCAUUCACCCCUCCCUCCUCACUCUCGUGCGGCUCAUUACGCCGCCCCCCCCGGUCUUUUUGAUUCGUUCUUCGCACCGUCGUCAUCUUCUGGUUGGGGUGGUGCUGGGGGAAUACCCUCCUCUUCCUUCUCCUCCUCCCCUUCCUCCCCCUCCUCCUCCUCCUCGCCCGCACCUCACUCGCUCUGGUCCUGGGCGCAUGCAGCAGUCUCAGCAGUCUCUGCCACGUCAGCACUGGCAGCUGGCAUGCCGCCCGCUGCGGCUGCAUCCUCUGCUAGCCCUCCCGUCCAGUUCUAUCUCUUUCUCUCGGCAUCCCCAGCGUCGCCCUCUCUCUCGCGCGCUCACACCAAGAAAGCAGAGACUGUGAAACCGCCAGUGCCUGGUCUGCAUCCUGUGCUGGUGUGAAAGACGGAGCUCUGGUCCUUGCGUUGGACGGGGUCCAUGCUUCACAAGAGG
Messenger RNA from Closterium sp. NIES-67, 2706 nucleotides. Lineage: Eukaryota; Viridiplantae; Streptophyta; Zygnematophyceae; Desmidiales; Closteriaceae. The record is from the annotation of a GenBank genome assembly.